This is a messenger RNA of Conger conger (European conger), 8400 nucleotides long. RefSeq names its product sp2 transcription factor (gene sp2). Gene Ontology annotation, molecular function: RNA polymerase II cis-regulatory region sequence-specific DNA binding; DNA-binding transcription factor activity, RNA polymerase II-specific. NCBI's taxonomy places the organism in Eukaryota, Metazoa, Chordata, Actinopteri, Anguilliformes, Congridae. The record is from RefSeq and is a predicted model, not a curated record. The transcript is spliced from 8 exons. Bases 1303 to 3084 code for a protein of 593 amino acids. Gene Ontology annotation, biological process: regulation of transcription by RNA polymerase II.
UUACUUAGCCUAUUACGAUGUUAAUGAUUAUGUGAACUCUUAUAGUGCCCUCCAUAAUGUUUGGGACAAAGAUCCAUUAUAUCUUGAUUUGCUGCUGAUUUUCCACAAUUUUACAUUUGGAUUCACGCCACACAGUGGUUAAAGUACACAUUCUCAGAUUUUGGCUGGUGGUUAAUUCUACAGCAAGACAAUGAUCUGACACAUACUGCUAAAGCAACAAAGGAGUUCUUCAAAGCUAAAAAAUGGUUAAUCACCUGAUCUGAACCCAAUUGAGCAUGCCUUUCAUGUGCUGAAGAGAACUUAAGGGGACUGGUCCCUGAAACAGACAUGAGCUAAAAGUGCAAUUCAGGCCUGGCAGAGAAUCACCAGAGAAGAGACCCAGCAACUGGUGAUGUCCAUGAAUCGCAGACUUUAAGCAGUCAAAACAUGCAAAGGAUAUGCAACAAAAUAUUGAACAUGACUAAUUUAAUUUACGUAACAUUGCUGUGUCCCAAACAUUAUGGUGUCCUGAAAUGGGGGAUUAUGUAUAAAGACUUAUUGAAAUCUGACAAUGUGCACUUGUAACCACGUGAUUAUUUUUAUUACAAAAUACAGUCAGGUCCAGUAUUAUUGACCCCUUUGGUGAAAAUUUGCAAAAAAGACUGUAGAAAACAAAUAAUACCAUUACUCAGAUAUAUUCUCAUUUUCCAACAUGUGGAAAAUAUUUUACUUUAUUAAUGAUUCAAUGGAAUCGACCAAAAUGACAAAUUUUUCAAAUUAUAAAUUUCUUUCCAAAAAAAAUUAAAUAAAAGAAAGAAACACAAUUGCUGGCACCCCUGUUUUUAGUACUUGGUGCAGCCUCCCCUGGCAAGGAUAAUGACACUGAGCCUAUUUCUAUAAUGUUUAAUAAGGUUGGAGAACACAUUUGGAGGGAUCUUGGACUAUUCCUCCAUGCAGAACCUUUCAAGAUCCUUCAUAUCCUUAGGUUUGCACUUAUGGACUGCCCUCUUCAAUUCAGACCACAUGUUUUUGAUAGGGUUGAAGUCCGGAGACAGAGAUGGCCAUUGUAAAACAUUGAUUUUGUUUUCACGGAACCAUUUCUGUGUUCAUUUUGAAGUAUGUUUGGGGUCAUUGUCUUGUUGGAAGGUCCACCUACGGUCUCAGCUUCCUGGCAGAAGCAACCAGGUUUUUGGCUAAAAUCUCCUGGUACUUGGUGGAAUUUCUUGUGCCAUUGACCUUAACAAGAGCCCCUGGACCACUGGCAGCAAAACAGCCACAAAGCAUCAGUGAUCCACCACCAUAUUUGACGAUCAACAGAACAGUAUGGCCACCACUGUUGCUGUCAGUCCCAGCGAGUAUCUUCAACCCUCUGCCUCCUCCACACAGGAAUCACAGCCGUCCCCACUGGCACUUCUGGCUGCUACCUGCAGUAAGAUUGGGCCCCCUGCAGCUCAGGCGCCUGUCAGCACCCCUCCUGCCCAGCCUGUCACCCGCCGCCUGCUACCUAUCAAGCCUGCUCCUAUUGCCCCUGCACCCCCAAAGAACCUGGGCUUCCUGUCCACUAAGAGUAAUGUGAUCCAGCUGUCAGCAGGCCUUGCUUCCUCCUCUCCCAGUGGGCCAAUCCUGCUCACCAUCCAGAACCCAUCUCGGCCUGCUGCCACAAACAUCCAGUAUCAGAUGGUGCCACAGCUACAAGGUGCAUGUGGGCAGACUAUCCAGAUGAUGCCCCAAGGUGGGCAAAUUCAGAUAAUCCCAGGCACCAAUCAGGCCAUUAUCACUUCCCCUGUGACAGUCCCAGCUCCUCCAGUUCCUCCUGCCCCCCAGAAGGCCCUGGCAAUAAAGCCCUUUCCACAGAAGCGUCGGCAGAACAGUGCUAAUGUGGUGCGGCUGCCUGGGGGCCUCACCCUUCCUCUCAAUGUGACUGCAAGUGAGGUGGGGGGUGCUCAGAUCAUUGCAGAGUCUAUGACUUCCCCUUCUCUGGUCAAGGCCGCACGAAGGGGUCGCAAGAAACUUGCAGCUGCCUCCCAACCAAUUCCACCAACCCCGUCUCCACCCCCUGCUGUGGCUGUGGCUGAGCAAGUGGAGACACUACUGAUAGAAACCACAGCUGACAACAUUAUCCAGGCAGGAAACAACCUGCUGAUUGUGCAGGGCUCAGGUCAGCCAGCCAUGGUACAGCAGGUCCAACUGGUGCAGCAGAAGCCUGAUCAGCAGGUGGUACAGAUACCUCAACAGGCCCUCAAAGUGGUACAGGCUGCCUCUGCCACCUUGCCUCCUGUCCCACAGAGACAGCCCAUUCCCAGCCAUCAGAUGACCACAGCUGAACCCACACAGGUACUAAUUAAGACUGCGUCAGGAGAGUGGCAAACAGUGCAGCUGCAAGAAACCACAGUGCCAACCCCACCACCCUCUUCCAGCUCAAGCACUGUCACCUUGCCCUCGGCUGGGGGAUGCAAGAGGAUGUUGGCUGGGGGGCGCAAGGAAAGAACCUUUCCCAAGAUUGCGCCAGCAGGAGGUCUGAUCGCACUUAAUGCAGCCCAGCUGUCAUCUGCAGCACAAGCAGUGCAGACCAUCAAUAUCAACGGGGUGCAGGUGCAGGGAGUGCCUGUUACCAUCACCAAUGCAGGGGGUCAGCAACACCUCACCGUACAGACUGUGCAAGGCAGCAGUUUGCAGCUGGGUGGAGUGAGUGCCUCUCAGGGAGAGCUGCAGGUGGAGCAAGCCUUGGCACUGGAGAUCCAGGGACAGCCAGGUGAGAAGAAGCGACGCAUGGCCUGCACCUGCCCAAACUGCAAGGAUGGUGAGAAAAGACCAGGGGAAAUUGGGAAGAAGAAGCACAUCUGCCACAUCCCAGGCUGUGAGAAGACCUUCCGCAAGACCUCGUUGCUGCGGGCACAUGUACGCCUACACACUGGGGAGCGCCCCUUUGUCUGUAACUGGGUUUUCUGCGGGAAGCGUUUCACACGUAGCGAUGAACUGCAGCGGCACGCCAGGACACAUACAGGAGACAAGCGUUUUGAAUGCUCACAGUGCCAGAAGCGAUUCAUGAGGAGUGACCACCUCACCAAGCAUUACAAAACACACAUAAAUACUAAGAAUUUGUGAGAACAGUGUUCUGUGGCAGUGAGUCUUGUGUAUGCGAAGCUGGAUACGCACACCCACGUGAACUUCAACACUCUGUUAAGGGGUUGGUAAACAGAAGUGAUGGUGUCCCAUGGGAGCGUGUUCCCAAAAUGCACUCUGGCUACACACAGUACACACGCUUGGUAGUCCUUCCCCUCAGGCUUGAACUGCUCCAGUGUUGUUUUUUGUUUUAUUUUUGUUUUAUGCUCUUCUUUUUCCACAGAGGCCAGUGUUGCCCCAUGGACACUGCUGUGCUGUUAACUUCAAUAUGUCUAUCCCAGCAACAUGUCCGGUGACAGUGCUGUGGUGCACUAAAGUUUAGCAUCUCCAACCCAGUAACAUAUCCGGUUAUAUAUUGGGAGAAUUUGCUGGCUCACCUUGGAUUUGGAAAGAAAUCCUUUUGACCAGCAAUCAUUCAGUCUAGCCCCCAUCCUUUCUUCCAUUGACUUUACCAUCUGAUGAAAGUUGGCAGGAAAAGUAGGUUUGAGUUCAUUCUUCAGGUUCUCCCAGGUUGAGUUGGCCAAAGGUUUAAGGACACAGUUUUAGUGGUGUGCGUCUGUGUGUGCGUGUGUGAAUGUAUGUGUCCAUAUACUUUUUUCGUACUUUAUAUCCCCUUCAAGGCAGAAAUUUGAAUAAAUAUAAAAUGCAAAUGGGGUCUACUUGUGCCCAGUAUUCACAAUAUAUGUUUUGACCUGUACACAGGUCAUUUUAUUUAAAGUAUUUCUCCAGUGCUGUGUUUUGGAGUAAUGUGAGUAAAAGUAACCACAUAAUUACAAUGAGAUCUAAAACUGUUAGCCAUAAUGAAUGCAAUACUCAUUUGUUGCACAACCACAUAUUCAUGCCAUCUAGGGACUCCUUUUUGAGUAAACUGUAAUCUGUUUGAUUAAUUUAAAUAGUUAAAGUUUCAUGUGUCCAUGUGUUCAUGUGAAAAUGGCCCCUUCGCCAGUGAUUUUCUGUUACAAAUUAGGUGACCAUAGACAGAGUCCAUACACAGUAUUUGGACAGUGGUGCAAUUUGUUGUUUUGACUCUGUACUCCAGCACAUUGGAUUUGAAAUGAAAUGAUGAAUAUGAGGUUAACGUGCAGAUAUCCAUAUCAUGUGAUCCAUGAAGGAACCCUUUUUAUACGUUCUUGUGUAUAACUUCAGGGUGACAUAACAUUUGGGACAAAUGUCUUAACAGGUGUUUCUGAUUAUGCAGGUGUGUUCAAACACUUCUUUAGUGCAGGCAUAGGAGAGCUUUCAGUAUCUAGUCUUGAUUGCCUUUGGAGUCUAUCAUUGCCAUUUGUGAACACGAGGACAGCUUAUAGAGACAUAAGCCAAACCCAAACAAUACGCUUACCAAAAUAAAUUGUGUGGAACAUCAUUAAGAAGAUGUUCUUAUAGCCUAUUGUAUAGUCUACUUUGGGCUGUUUUUUUAUUUUUAUUUCUCAGCCUCAUAAUGGCUCCCUUGCCUUUAUUUGGCACAACACUGGUCAAAAUGUUGUCAAACGGCAAUAACUGACUCAAAAGGCAAUCGGAAGACAAAAUCAAGACUAUAUAUGUACUGUAUUAUACCUACACAAAGGAAGUGAUUGAACACAACUAACUAAUCAAAAUGAGAAGCCAUUUGUCCUAAAUGUUGUAACACCCUGAAAUGGAAGGGGGGUGGGGGUUCUAUGUAUAUAAGGGCUGUAAUUCCUGCACAGAUCACCCGAUAGGGAUGUAAAUUCCCCUCAAAUUAAAAGUCUGCACUUUGACCUAUUCAUUGUUUCAUUUCAAAUCCUUUCAAAUGAACAGAGCCAAAACUGUCCAAAUACUAACAUACUAACACUGUAGUUUGAGGCAAUUUCUUUUGCUAUUGGUGAACAUGAGUUUCUAUUUAAACCAAUAACCCAUCACUGCAAUGUCCUCCAUCAAAUUGGGGGAGGGCAGAGAAGCACACAUUUUCUCAGCUGGUUGCUGGCUGAAUUACAGUCUUUUAAAAUGUAGGAUUAGACUUAAUGUACAGUUGGCACAGCCAGGCUGCAGGCACCCAAUUGACUCUUAAUAGUCACUCCUGCCCUCCUUCCCUGGUCACAACUGUGAUUAUUAUUUACAGGAACACCUACUAUGAAUGGUCCUUCAUAAAAGCUAAAUACCAGCUACAUAAACACAACUUGGCCCCCUUCAUAAACACUACAUGGAUAUUCAUCAAUACUGUAUGUCAAUAACUGCAGAUAGGCCUAUGGUGUAUGUGACUUGGGUGUGUUGUUAUAAUGCCUUUUGCUGUAAUCAUUGGUGAUAUAAUGCACCAUAUUCCUAUUCACAGUUAUUGACAUAAGCACAUGUAGCAUGUAUGGAGGCGUUGAAUAGCUGUUAUGACAAACCAUUCAUGAAAAGCAUGAUCUUAUAGGUUUUUGCCACCUUGCAGGGCUGCUAGCCGCAUUCAGUGCUGGCACGGUCAGAAUUCAAAUCCAGGCCAUACUGGCAGUCAUCAACCCCCAGUGUUGUUAAAAUUAUUGAAACAUUUUGGGGAAAAACACUUGUACUUUGUCAUUCAUGUUUUUUUGUUUGUGUAUUAUUCUGAUUAUGCCCACAUAUUAAAUUAUUUCUAGCUCCUAAAUAUAUAAUGUUAAUCACUCCAGUAUAAUGUCACAUUUUUUGUAUGCAUUUUCAAUGUAUAAAGUGCAGUUUUCAGUCACAUCAUAAAAAUAACCAUAAAAAUACCUGAUACCUUUAAUUACAACAAUUUAAAAGAAUCUGAUGUUCUCGAACAUUUCCUUCCUGAUUUACUUUAUUUCACAUUGAAACACCUUAAAGGGGCCUUAAAGAGGAAAAAAGGUUUGUGUGCAUAUAUUUACAUUCAUGAAUAAAUAUAGGAAACUGGAUUGUGAUAACAGAAUUUAAGCUGGCUAAACCACAUUUGAAGGACAUGGACUGUGUUCUUUGGAAGUGAAGAAUGCAACAUGAUGUUGUAUAGCUCAUUCCUGCUUUAUACAAUGAGACUAGACUAGUUUUUUCUAUCAAUUAAAAGUUGCCUUAGGUAAAUUGAACCCAGUAUUUAAAGAGAUUGUUUAUUCUGAAGAACAGCUUUUGUAGAAUUGCUUUAUUUUUUGUUAUUUUUGACAAUAUUGUUUGUCAAUAUCUGCCUGCACUAAUUAGAUCUAGUGAUGUUCAUUAAUUCUAUCAUUUAUUUAAAAGCAAGACUUUAUGCAAAUGUUUAAAUGAGAAGUGAGGGAAUGGGUGGUCUCAUUGAAAAGGUAUUGGUCCUUGAGAUAAAUUAUUUGAGUUUCCCACAAAAAAAUGAACUUCCAAUCUGAAAGUUACUCCCUAACCAGAGGUUUGCUUUUUAUGCAAUGCCUCAAUUUACAACUUCACAGCCUCUGGUAAGUCUAAAUAGUGUAUGCCUGGUGGUGUUCUAAAUGCUUUGAAUUUAAAUGCAGUUUGAAAUGAAUGACAAACCAAUACCAUCACUUCUUCUCUUGCUAGUGUAUUAUUUCAAAUAGACUUUAAAAGAAUACACCAACAUUUUGGGAAAUAUACCUUGUUUCCCCAACUUACCCAUACACAGAUGAGAUGAUCAUUUUUGUGCAUUCACUGGCUCGGUUUCCAUGUUAGCAUAACAUGUUAGCUUAGUAUGAAGACAAAGCCUGUAGGAGUCAGUAGCCUACCUCUUUCAAAGUGAAUAAAUACACCUUACAGCAACUCUGAAGCUGUGUUAUUUACACAAGGUAUAAUGUGUAUUUGAAAUCUGGAAAAACAAGAUGAUGUUUUCAGAGAAGUUUGAAGGGAGAGCAACUACCUUCUUCACUGCACUACUGGCUCUUAUAGGCUUCAAGUCUUUAUGCUAAGCUAACACAUUAUGCUACCAUGGAAACCAAGCCAGUGAAUGCAUGAAAAUGAAAUAGAACAUUUUGUCGGGGUAGGUCGGAAAGGUAAAUUUCCCAAAAUGUUGGUGUAUUCCUUUAAACAAAAAAUGGAACACAUUCAAUUAUAUAAACUUUGUGAAAAUGUAAAUAACCGGAAAAAGGUCCAAGAUGCAGACCGUUUUCACAGGCACUUUCCCAGAUUGCAUAUUUGUUUCAACUAUUAUUACUUGCUCAGCUGACUCCUUGGCCUUUUCUUUGGGAGAUGGUGGUAUGUCAGGUUUCUUAGAGGCCAGAGUGACACUUUGCUAUGCUAACACCGAUGGUGAAAAGAAAUCAUCAUUGUGCCGUAGGUUUUGCUAAAUCUGUUUUCCUGGCCAUUCAUACUAGACCCAUCCAUUUAUUUCCUCAUUUGCCUGAUAAAAUCCAUAGAUCCAAAACGUCUCUUCACUGUCUACAACAUAUUUUAUGAGUAUCCCAUUACAACAAAGUUGAUGUCUUGAAAUUGGGUUUAAAGGGGACGGUUCACCUAAUCUAUCCAUCCAUAUAGUUUAGCUGAGAUUUGUCAAGUUUUUGAGAUGACCAUUGCAGCUUACCCUGAUGCAACGGACCUCAACGGGACCAAGUUUUUGUGGUGCUCAUAGCACCAAAAGAUCACAUAAAAAAACACCACAGCACAGAUUGUGAAACAAUGUUUUUAAACAACAUUGACACUGUGCCCAGGAAUAUGGCCAAACUAUGGUCGAGACAAUGCGAUUUAAUUUUUUAAUUGUACAUUUUGGUGCUUUGAGCACAACACAAACUUGAGGUCCUUUGUAUAAAGGUGAGCUGCAGUGGCUAUCUAAAAAACUAAUCAAAUCUCCUCUAAUUGGAUGUUUUGAUAGCACUCUGGGUAAGUGACAACAUAGCUUUAUUUCAAUUUUGGAUGAACUGCCCUUUAAUUUUACUGAUCUGUUUGUUUAUAAACCAAACUGGUUCCAAACCUAAAUUGUUAACUAUUUGCUUGAAACAUUUUCAUAUAUCAGUUUGUACAAUUUUUGUAAAUAUUUUUUUAUUUUUUCUGUUUUUGUAUAACAUUUAAACUUGGAUUUCCAGUGUGAGUUUGGCCAGUCACUGAUUCAUAAGGCAGCAGGGGGGUCUUAUUUAGGGAGAGAAAUUGAAUAAAUAUAAUUUUUAAUUUUUAAUUAUGAUAGAUACUGGAUAAUGUAAAGAAAAGUAUAUAUAAACUGGUACAGCUGUGAGACUUUCAGUCUCAUUUCCUGCUUUGAAAGAUGUUAAGAAUAAUUACUGUCUACAAACAUGUCUAUAUUUAUUACCUUUGCUGUAAUUCUGACACUUCUCACCCCUUGUACAUUUGAGGUAGCCUGAACGUUUUUAAAAAUAAAAUUGAAACUCUUUCUUUUCUGCUAUAAAUGUUUUUUGUACACAGGUGUAUGAAUAGCAUCUUAAAUAAAACAUGUCCAGUUUUGCCUUG